CUCUGGAGUUGGAUGAUGUCUUGCCACCUCAAUGUCUCCCCACAUGUGCAUAUUUAACGACAGAUGAAGCCUAAGGAAAAGGUAGAUCAAAUUCUCCCAUACUAUUUCUAAAACAUCAUACCAAAGUGAAACCUCCCCAAAGAAAAAUAUCAUUCAAACCCCCCCUGCACAAUCAUGUCUGAGGUCCACGGUCACUGCGACCCAGCAUUCAGCAAGGUGAAAGAAAUCAUUGCACACAACAUCACCUCAGGCGAAGAACUCGGGGUUUCGUUCUGCGUCAACAUCGACGGCAAGAAUGUAGUCGAUCUCUGGGGCGGAUAUGCAGACCGAAACCGCACAAAGCCUUGGACAGAAAACACCAUCACAGCCGUAUGGUCGAUGAGCAAAUGCGUUACCAAUCUAGCAGCUCUCAUUCUCAUAGAUCGCGGCCUCCUCGACCCCUCAGCCAAUGUAUCGAAUUAUUGGCCUGAGUUUGCGGCAAAUGGGAAAGAAGACGUCAAAGUCUGGCAUAUCUUAACUCACUCUGCUGGUUUACCUGCGUGGGAUGCUCCGAUAAGCAUUGAUGAUGUCUACAAUAUUGACCAAGCAAAUGAGCGUCUGGCUGGACAGGCACCGUGGUGGACGCCAGGUGCUGCGACGGGGUAUCAUGCUGUGACUCAAGGGCACUUGGUUAGCGAGCUUGUGCGGCGGGUUACGGGGAAGAGCGUGAAGGGUUUUAUUUCAGAGGAGAUAACAGGACCUCUGGACGCCGCUUUCCACAUCGGCGUCCCUGAGAAGGACUGGCCCCGUGUGGCGGAGCUGAUCCCUCCUCCUCCAUUUACGCCCCCGCCAGAUUUUGACUUCAAUUGUAUGGCAGCGCGAGCGGGUAUCGCGCCUGUGAUGAAAGCCGAAUAUGCUGAGACACCUGAAUUCAGCAAUGCGGAGAUGCCAGCAAUCAAUGGGUUUGGAAAUGCCAGGGGGAUAGCUCGGGUGCUCUCUGCCAUAUCUCUGGGCGGGACGGUUGAUGGCAGGUGUUUUCUGAGUCCUGAAACAGCCCAACUGGCUGUCAGGGAGCAAAUCAGUGGAACAGAUCUUGUUUUGAUGAUGCAAUCUCGAUUUGGAAUGGGAUUUGGGAUUCCGGGAGAGACGGGCAUGAUGUCUUGGAUCAGACCGGACAGCUGCUACUGGGGUGGCUGGGGGGGUUCGAUAGCCAUCAUGGAUGUGAAGAACCGGGUUACCAUCUGCUAUGCUCCAUCCCACAUGAAGCCGCAUAGUACGACUGGUGACUCUCGAGCUGAGUCUUAUGUGAAAGCAGUCUACGAGGCGAUGGGGGUGUGAACGUGAUAAUACAUUUUUAUAGAUAUGGGCUUAACCGACAUUAAACUACAACAAGUGGUCUAUCAAGUCCUUUUGAAUGCAUUAAUUACUUGGAAAUAACAAGUGGUGGAUAUAUUAAAGCAGCAGUCCAUCCUGCAGGCGAGGACAGCUAAAAUCUAGAUACAGAGUGUACAAACACAAACAGUAUUGUCAAUAUCAGUA
This is a messenger RNA of Aspergillus wentii DTO 134E9, 1518 nucleotides long. RefSeq names its product serine hydrolase domain-containing protein. The transcript has a single exon. The coding region runs from base 175 to 1317 and encodes 380 amino acids. Lineage: Eukaryota; Fungi; Ascomycota; Eurotiomycetes; Eurotiales; Aspergillaceae. The record is from RefSeq and is a predicted model, not a curated record.